This is a messenger RNA of Suricata suricatta (meerkat), 4376 nucleotides long. It is a transcript of the gene AGGF1, whose product is annotated as angiogenic factor with G-patch and FHA domains 1. The transcript has 15 exons. The coding region runs from base 321 to 2588 and encodes 755 amino acids. Lineage: Eukaryota; Metazoa; Chordata; Mammalia; Carnivora; Herpestidae. Gene Ontology annotation, molecular function: protein binding; nucleic acid binding. The record is from RefSeq and is a predicted model, not a curated record.
GCCCAGGAAGCUUCCGAGUUUCUGGCCACUGCUUUCUGACCGACCCUUUCUCCAACCUUUUUCCAGCUUUUUUCGGUUGCUGGGGAAGGCAGUUGCCAAUAAAGUUUCCCCGUUUCAGAGUCUGGCGGAUUGGGCCGGGCUCAUUCUCUGUCGCCUUGCGUAUUGCCCGCAGUCCUUUUAGGCUACAGGCAAGGAGGUUUAAGGCGUCAUGGCCAGGGGCCGCGUUACCCGCGCGCUCUCAUGGCUUUUGGUCCCACCGGCGACCACCUUAGCGUGAGCGCAGUCUCUCCACGCCCACGGGCCGCCUUGGGCAGGUCUCCAUGGCCUCCGAGGCUCCGUCGCCUCCGUUGUCGCCGUCGUCACCUCUCUCCCCCGAGCCUGAGCUGGCCCAGCUGAGGCGGAAGGUGGAGAAGUUGGAACGCGAGUUGCGGAGCUGCAAGCGGCAGGUGCAGGAGAUCGAGAAGCUGCUGCAUCACACGGAGCGGCUGUACCAGAGCGCGGAGAGCAACAACCAGGAGCUCCGCACCCAGGUAGAAGAGCUCAGUAAAAUACUCCAUUGUGAGAGAAACGAGGAUAGUAAAAAGUCUGAUGUAGAAGUGCAGACAGAGAACCACCCUCCUUGGUCCAUCUCAGAUUAUUAUUAUCAGACAUACUAUAAGGAUGUUAGUCUUCCAAAUAAAGUGACUGAACUGUCAGUUAAGCAAGAUCAAGAUAUUGAAGCUUCUACUUUUAAUUCUGAAGACCAGUCACAAGUAGAAAAGGAUGCUUACACUGGUACUGAUAUAACAGAACAUGCUAAAUGUGCUGAAGACCAUCUUGCCUCAAAUUCACAGGAGCCAGCGUCUGUAUUAGCAACAGAAGAUACAUCCUUAGAAGGUUCUUCUUUGGCUGAAAGUUUGAGAGCUGCAGCAGAAGCUGCUGUGUCUCAGACUGGGUUUAUCUAUGAUGAGAACACUGGACUGUAUUUUGAUCACAGCACUGGCUUCUAUUACGAUUCUGAAAAUCAACUGUAUUAUGAUCCUUCCACUGGAAUUUAUUACUACUGUGAUGUGGAAAGUGGUCGAUACCAAUUUCAUUCUCGAGUUGAUUUGCAGCCUUAUCAGACUUGUGGCACAAAACAAAGUAAGGAUAAAAAAUUGAAGAAGAAAAGAAAAGAUCCAGAUUCUUCUACAACAAAUGAGGAAAAGGUAACAAGAUAUCAGCAUCUGUCAACCAGGGACCAUUCAUAUGGGGGCAAACAUGGACUUUUUCAUAAAUUCUCAGUCACUAGAAGUAGAAGGAAUUUCUUAACAUUUGAAGGAGACUUAGGGCAGGAUUUGACUUCAGAAGAUCAAAAAGCAUCCAGUGUUGAACAUAAAUGCUGCAGUGAGGGAGAAGAUUUUGCAAAUGUGAAAAAGAAAGUCAAAAUGGACAUUCAUUACAAAAAGAGUCCCACCAAAUUCACUGUUCCAGUUAGUAGAAAGACUAUAGAAUCUUCUCUCAAUGCAAACACUUAUAAUACAGUGUCAUUUAAAGAUGAGAAAAUCAUGGAGACUGAUAGUGAGCCAGAAGAAGGUGAAAUUACAGACUCUCAGACAGAGGACAGUUAUGAUGAAGACGUCACCAGUGCAGACAACGUAACCGCGGAAGAUACGGAGGAUGAAGAUGAAGAAAAAAUAUGGCCUCCAUGUAUUAGAGUAAUAGUUAUUAGAUCACCAGUGUUGCAGACAGGAUCACUUUUUAUCAUUACAGCUGUUAACCCUGCUACAAUUGGAAGAGAAAAAGAUAUGGAGCAUACUCUCCGAAUCCCUGAAGUUGGUGUUAGUAAGUUUCAUGCAGAAAUUUAUUUUGACCGUGACUUACAAAGUUAUGUCCUUGUGGAUCAAGGUAGUCAAAAUGGCACAGUUGUUAAUGGAAAACAGAUUCUUCAGCCUAAAACUAAAUGUGACCCUUACGUACUUGAGCAUGGUGACGAAGUGAAAAUUGGAGAAACAGUACUGUCCUUUCACAUCCACCCUGGCAGUGAUACCUGUGACGGCUGUGAACCAGGACAGGUUCGGGCUCACCUUCGUCUUGAUAAGAAAGAUGAAUCUUUUGUUGGUCCAGCACUAAGUAAGGAGGAAAAAGAAUUGGAAAGAAGAAAAGAAUUAAAGAAAAUACGAGUGAAAUAUGGUUUGCAGAAUACAGACUAUGAAGAUGAAAAGGCAUUGAAGAAUCCAAAAUAUAAAGAUAGAGCUGGAAAACGUAGGGAGCAGAUUGGAAGUGAAGGAACUUUCCAAAGAGAUGAUGCUCCUGCGUCUGUUCAUUCUGAAAUUACUGAUAGCAACAAAGGUCGGAAGAUGUUGGAGAAGAUGGGCUGGAAGAAAGGAGAGGGCCUAGGGAAGGAUGGUGGAGGAAUGAAAAUUCCGAUCCAGCCUCAGCUUCGGCGAACACAUGCAGGCUUGGGGACUGGCCAGCCGUCCUCAAUUGAAGACAUGCCCCUUCUCCAGAACAAGAGCAAGAAGAACUGGGAGAAAGCACGAGAGAGGUUUGCUGAGAACUUCCCAGAAACAAAAUCUCAAAAGGAUGUGCCGGGGACAGUCCCUUGGAUCAAAGGGACUGUAGAAUGAAUGUCAGUCAUAAAACACAAUUCAAGCUUUUUUUUUUUAAGAGUUUGGAAACUCUUAUUUUAUGCAAAAGUUUCCCCUCCAAAAGAGUCCAUGGCAUGAGGGAACUAUAUCACAGUUUACCCCCUCAUGAUUCAGAAAUGUGUAAUAAAGGGUGGUUUGCAGCUUUUAAAAUUUUUUAAAAACUAAUAAAUAGUAACUGAAUUAGAUUAUGUUGUGAGCAAACUAAAGUUCACAGGGCACGGCUGAGUUUAUCAAACAUUGUUAUUUUAUCUUGUCAUUUCUAAGACCCAUAUAAGCAAAAUUCAUAUAAUCAGUAAUGAUUUAAAUGUACAUUUGUCCUUGUCUCCAUAUAUUCAUUAUUAUAAGAUACACAACAAGCAAAAUGUCGGAAGUUUAUAAAAACAAGUAUGAUUACAGGCAUCCUUGUUAUGCCCUUUAGAACCUGGAUGAAAAAUGCUGAGAAAGCAGGAGUAGUGGUGCAUAAAUUUUAUUCUUGAAAUAUUCUAAGUAAUAUUGUUGAAGAACUAAUGAACAGGUGAUAUAGAAAAUUAGGCUCUCAUUGUUUUCUUCUGUGAAGAAUUUGUUGAUUUGUACUAUAUAUUAAGCAUUUACACUUGGUUUGUUUUAUAGCUGAAAUAUUUAGAUACGAGCAAUUGAGUACAGUAUUGAACUCUUCCAUGUGCUGGCAUUUAUAGUUUUGAUAAAUCCCAUUGCUGGCAAUGGAGUUGUGCCAGAGAAAUCUGAUUUCUAUUGCAAAAGGAUUGCCUUACCAAGGCUUCAAACUCAAGAUAUUUAUUGACAGUGUCUUCAAAUGCAAUAAAAACAUUAUAAUCAUAACAUCAAAAAGAGUGAUUCAUUGAACCAAUGUUUUAAACAUAUUGGUCUGCUUUGAGCUCACGACCGGCCAGAAUUUUCCUCUUUAACCUGGCAGGCAGGCAGAGCAGGAUGACUUCAAAUACGGAGACUGCAGUGCAGCUUUCUGAGUGCAGGUGUCCCUCCCCUGCCGGGUGUGACUGUUCUUUUCCUCUCGGUUCAACUUCUCUCUCAGCUUUUUGCUGGGAAAUUAUUGCUGGGACUUUCUCUUUUCUGGCAGUGAAUAUAAGCUAUUGCUCCCUCAUGUACUCUAAAAAAAUGUCUUCACGAUUUAGAAAUAGGAAAAGAAAAUUCUGAUAAAAGUAUACAGUGCAGAAGAUAAUUCAGAAAGACUCCCUGUUGGAAUUUCUACUAUGGAUUGUACAGGGUACUUAGGAAGAAAAGGGGAGUGUGGUGAAAGAAAAAUAAACUUACUACUAAAGAUGAGACAUAAGACCAAACAAGUUGUCAGGACCUUAUCGGUCUAAACUGUGAUAGCAGAGGACCUAUAACUCCAGAUCUGCAAAAAGCCAUUUUCUGUAUCUUUUCUAGCUACCUACAUAUCCCAACAUUUCUAUAUGUACAGUAAACUUGAAGGCAACAGGAGUGUUCUGCAUUAUUUUCUCUAAAAUUGGAAAAAAAGUGUUUACAUGUGGUUUUGGUACUUGGGCCCUGUAUAUAGGUAACAGUAUAGGAGGUCCAAAGUAGAAUUGUGGUAGAUUUCACUCACUAAGUAAAGUACAACUGUGUAUAUAAUAUUUCCCAUUUUUAUUAUUAGAUUGUGGAAAACUUUUUUCAUUGCUUUCUUUUGUUAAGAAAAUGGAGACUUGAAAAUGGUGAUAAAAAUGGAAAUAUAUGUGUUAUUGAUGUUAUUAAAACCCUUUGCAGAUCUAAAGUCUCAGGGCUAUACUGUAUGGUAUAAAGGACUGAAUAAUG